This is a messenger RNA of Diospyros lotus (date-plum), 3216 nucleotides long. Its product is annotated as kinetochore-associated protein KNL-2 homolog. Lineage: Eukaryota; Viridiplantae; Streptophyta; Magnoliopsida; Ericales; Ebenaceae. The record is from RefSeq and is a predicted model, not a curated record. Bases 27 to 1766 code for a protein of 579 amino acids. The transcript has 13 exons.
AACCGACCUAACCGGGUCGGAAUAUAAUGCUGGAGAGACUUCACUCUCCCCAAACUGUAGCCCCCCUCUCCCAGCGACCACCAUCACCGCCGCCUCCACCAGCAGCCACCAUCUCCUAUUCCUCUCCGUUCUUCGGCGGCCAGCCACCGCCACCGCCGUCGACGACCAAGGCCUCUUCGGCCAUCACCGUCCGGCAACCACAGCUGAGGCCCGACCACCGCCUCCGUCGCCACCGGGCACCGCCACCAAGAAGCGCCACAAGCACCGCAUCUUCACUUCCUCUGCAAUUUCCUACCACUGCCUCUUCAUCUUAUCUGCCCUUUCCUUCCAGUGGUGGCGUCAGAUUAUUGGACCCGCUGGUCGGCGGCCGCCAUCCAGAAAUGGCUACUGUUCCUGUGUCGAAGCACUCAGACAACAACACCGCCAUCUCGGACACUAAUAGUAGCGCGUCAUUAUCGUAUUUCCAAAAAACCGUUUGUUUGCAAGAUUGGUGGUUGAUUAAGGCUGAAAAAGACUCCCAAGGGAAGAGGCUUGCCGUUGCAGGAUUGACAUCUCGAGAGAAGCAAGCCGUUCGAGUGUUUUCAUCUGCACCAAUUGUUAAAAGAUAUGAUGUGUUCACUCUUGAAACAGCUGAUGGGAUAUGUGUUCUUAUGAAAGGAUUCAUAAACAAGGCUCGCACAGAAGAAAAUGGGUUUCCCUCUGAGGUUUUCAAACAUUUUGUUUUUGGCUUCCCUCCUUAUUGGGAGGAAUAUGCUGGAAAGUGUUUGGGGUUAGGUGUUACCCACAAGGAUGUUUCAAGAACUCCCUCAGAUCAUGGUAUUAAUGAUUCUAAUAAAGGAACUUCAAACGACAAAAAAUCCAUUAGUGAAGAAAGGCAUGAUGAUAAUGACAAAAUGGAUUUUUCAAAAGAUGGUGGAGAUGGUUUCUCAAUGAAGGUGCAGCAUUCUGACCAGAAUGGUACUGGUAGUGCCUCUUCAGUUGAAGAUCCAAAUAUAAAUUCUUCUCAGGUUUUGUCUGAGAUAUUCAUUGGCCAUGUGUCACCAGGUGUCAGUAACAUUAACAGCAAAGAUGCAUUACAAAGAUAUCCUUCAUCAUCAAAAACCGAUGGUCAUCUAGAUGGUAGAUCUGUGCAGCAUGGCAAUACUUUGGAUAAGAUUAAUCCAUCUGAGAGAAGUAUUAAUAGAUAUAACUUACGUAACAAGAAGAAUAACCUGAAGGAUGACCAAACAGCUGUCAAUCUGUUGGGAAAUGAAAAUAAUGAGCUGAAUCGUGUCUCAACUGGCAAUCCUGAUCAAUUGGAAAAUGCUGCAGUAAAUGGUGAGGUCGAACCUGGGGUCUGCAUUCCAUGUGAAAUUGGAUAUCAACAGCCUACCAGUCAUGAAAUUGAACGAAAGUGUGGAAACAUUAGAAGUCACAGUGGUAAGGAAAUCAAAAGCACCAGGGGGGCAUUGAAGUCUUCUGUUGGGCUUGGUAAUGAAAUCCAAGAUGAUGAAUUGCAUGCUGUUGUCAGCAAGAAGCAAACUAAUGCUAAGAAAGCAAGCAAACCCAGGAGUGAAACCAGGAGAAGACUGAUAUAUGAAAGUCCAAUAAGCAGGGGAGGAGCCAAAAAAGCAUCUUUAAUUUCUCCAGAAUCUUUGAAUCUUAAACGAUCUCGAUCAGGAAGACUGCUGCUACCUACCCUAGAAUUCUGGCGCAAUCAGAUGCCAAUUUAUGAUAUGAACCAAGAGAAAUUAACAUCAGCCAGGAUUGAGGUCACUCUAGGCUGAUAUAUGAUCAACUAGUGUCAUAUUUGCUGACACAUCUAUGUCAGUCAAUUCAGGAUCGUAGAAUUACUGGAAUUCAAGGCGGCCUUCAUGGUGUAGAACCAUCUAGAGGUUUGUCUCCUAAAAAUUAUUGCUGACCCGGGAUGUUUCUUUGUGAAUUAAAAUAUAAUCUUUCUCCAAUCGCUGAAUCUCAAGAAAGCAUUGUGGUAUUGCAUGCUUCACAGUUAAGUUUUACCUCUUAUCUGACAUAUACAAAGUAAUAUAAAUAAAUUCUUAAUGCCAAAUGGAAAAAUGAGGACCAAAUUUCCAAGCCCAACCAACUAUAUCACCUCUAAAAGGCCUAGUUAUUGAAAGAGUGAUUAACAUUUUUAAAAGCAGAUGAACCUGUAAUUCAGGGAUAUAGGAUCUAUAAUCUUGUGCCAUGUUUAUUCGGUAAACAUUUACAAAUUUAAACAAACUUGGUUCAAAAUGAAAUGGUAGAAUGAAUCUGGAUUUUUUCACCCAAGUCCACCACAGCGAAGGUUAUAAUUGUAAUCAUCCAUCACAAAAAAGGGAUCUGAUAUGUGUGUGUGUGUGUGUGUGUGUGUGUGUGUGCAAGUUAAAAUAUACGGUGGUAAAAUGAUAUAGUAAUUCAGUUGAAAUUAGCCAUGUGGUAACUACAACUGCCAGACGUGUUAUGUUAGAUUUAUUCAUUUAUAAAUAUUAAGGAUAAAAUCGCACUGUACCUGCAAACGAUUUAGUAAUUGGAGUUGGAGUUAUACUGGAUAUUGUCUCAUGUGCUAAGCCGCAGGGGUCAUGGCUCCCUCAAAUAUAUAACCCUGGUUUACUCCCUGCCCUGAGUGUAUUUCUUUUUGGACCCUGCUAUUAGGUCUGAUUUCUUGGACUGAAUAGCAUUAUUCUUUCUUUUUUCAACUAUGUUUGUCCAUCCCAUGAUGGGUCUGUGAUUGUGCUAUGCUUUACCAUAUGUUUGCCAACUGCUUAAUUUUGGAAAUUGACCACUCCACGAGAUUUUAUGGCAUACCUAUUUUCAACAUUGUCAACGUAAGUCCUCAAAGGAUAACUUGUAACCAGCAUUGUCAGCAUGAGCCUUCUUGACAGGGAGUAGAUCUGAACCUCAAGACAGAAAGCGAAGGUAGUUCCCAUGAAUGCGAAGGGAGCCGAUCAGUCGAAAACUCUGCCCAUAAAAGGCCUGACAAAAAGAAAAUGAAGACAGUAGAUACUGCUGUGUGAACGGAGAUGGGCUUGUCGUUGGAGAUCACGACUACCAUAUAGUUUUGUGCCGCAAUUUAGCUUUGCGGCCUGGUACUGUUGUUAUUUCAGCAUUUUCUCUUGUUUUAGUUGACACCUUUGCCCUAUUAUUAAGGAGCCCCACAAAAUAUGUUAAAGCUCCCGGGCCAGACUUGUAUAAAAUUUGCCCCGUCAGUAAUUUCUUAUAUUAAAUGUAUUAUGUAAA